Messenger RNA from Venustampulla echinocandica, 978 nucleotides. RefSeq names its product putative GTP cyclohydrolase I. Bases 1 to 978 code for a protein of 325 amino acids. The record is from RefSeq and is a predicted model, not a curated record. Gene Ontology annotation, cellular component: cytoplasm. Gene Ontology annotation, molecular function: GTP cyclohydrolase I activity; zinc ion binding; GTP binding. The transcript is spliced from 3 exons. NCBI's taxonomy places the organism in Eukaryota, Fungi, Ascomycota, Leotiomycetes, Helotiales, Pleuroascaceae. Gene Ontology annotation, biological process: tetrahydrofolate biosynthetic process; tetrahydrobiopterin biosynthetic process.
AUGGUCGAAUUCGCCAACUUGCCUGUACAAGGCAACAAAGAAAACCAAAACGAAGAUAUCGCUGGGAUGUCCAAUUCCAGCUCGACUUCUUCGGACCAGGAAACUCUCAAUGCCGCAUCUAAGCGACGGUCCGCAGACGAGGCGCAAGAGUGGGUGGGCGCCAAGAGGAAGAGGAAGUCUAAGUCGAAGCCAGAAAAGGGAUUGAAGACCAAGGUCAAUGGCAAGAGCUCUAAGAGACGACUGAGCGUUAGCAAGCCUGCUAGAGAUCCGCGCGAUGAAGCGUCUCCUCCGCGCCCGCCAAAGGGCCCUGAUGAGCCUCGAUCACCAAGUCCAGUCAUCAACUUUGAUGGUUUAAGCAGACCAAGCCGGGGAACCCGCGAGCGCAAAGAAGAGACUCCCGAGCAGGCCGUUAUUCGUAUGGAGAGGCUCUCCGGGGCUGUCCGCACUAUCCUCGAAUGUAUUGGCGAAGACCCUGACCGGGAAGGGCUCCUAGGUACGCCAGAGAGAUAUGCUAAAGCCAUGCUCUUCUUUACCAAAGGCUACCAGGAGAAUGUGCGAGAUAUUGUCAAUGAUGCAAUUUUCCACGAAGGCCAUAAUGAACUCGUUAUUGUAAAAGAUAUCGAGGUCUUUAGUCUCUGCGAACAUCACAUGGUGCCAUUUACGGGAAAGAUGCACAUUGGCUAUAUUCCGGACAGAAAUGUUAUUGGUAUUUCGAAACUCCCUCGAAUAGCAGAUAUGUUCUCUCGCAGAUUACAGAUUCAAGAGCGGCUCACAAAAGACGUGGCGCAUGCAAUCAUGGAAGUCCUAAAGCCGCAGGGUGUUGCAGUGGUCAUGGAAUCGAGCCAUCUUUGCAUGGUUAUGCGAGGUGUCGAGAAGACCAGUGCCACCACAAUUACAAGUUGCGUGCUGGGCUGCAUUGAGAAGAGAGAAAAGACUAGGAACGAAUUCUUCAGCCUUGUUGGUCUCAAUAGGCGCUGA